UAAAGAGCCGUUCGUUCGCGAAUAAUCCAUCACUAGGAAGAAGAAAAUUAAUAUGGCAGCAGGUAGCUCCUGCACGAUAGUGGAAUAUUUCGGGGGCGAUGACGGCUACCGCUGUGGUUAUUGUAAAAAUGAGAAGGGUAACUUCUCUCAUGGGAUGUGGUCCCACGCCAUGACAGUACAAGACUACCAGGAUCUCAUAGACAGAGGAUGGAGACGAAGCGGGAAGUAUGUUUACAAGCCCAUCAUGAACAAGACCUGCUGUCCACAGUACACCAUCAGGUGUCAUGCCUUGAACUUUCAGCCAUCUAAAACCCACAAGAAGAUCCUGAAGAAGAUGAGCAAGUUUCUGUCUAAAGGGGAGAUGCCAACGGAACAAGGCGAUGGGGAGCCCAUGGACUCGCUGUGUGAGGAGGGAGGACUGCACGGCCCUGUUAAAGUCUGUCACUCUGAGGUGGCGAGUCCUGUGGUCACAGCCAUUCUGACUGAGGAGGGAGACACCACACCAGCCGAGUUUGAAACCGCUAGAAAAGACCCAGUGUCUAUUCCAGACGGGAGAGGACCAGAAACAACCCCCAAACCGGGGGUAGGAGCGGACCCCGGCAGGCCGUUGUGUAGGAAAGCCAAGGAACUGAGGAAGGCUCGCCGGCUGCAGAAGGAGCAGAAGAGACAGGUGGGGGGUGGAGUCCCGGCCUCUGCGACCUCUAACCCCGCCACGCCCGUCCAGCUCACCCAACCCAAAGCCCUGGAGGAGUUCAUCAACGAAUCUCUGCCCGAUAGUCCUCUGCACCGCCUCGAGGUGAGGCUAGUGCGCUCCAACCCCCCCAGUUCACAGUUCAAAGCCUCUUUCGACGCCUCCUACCAGGUGUACAAACUCUACCAGAUGGCCAUUCACCACGACCCUCCAGACAAGCCCACCGAGAGCCAGGUGAGGCUAGUGCCCGUCAAUGAUGAUGAUCCUCAGUUCAUGGCGACCUAUGAGCAGUCGGCAGCGCUGUACGCACGCUACCAGAUGGCCGUUCACGGCGACACCCCUUCCGAGUGUAACGAGAGUGAGUUCAGGAGAUUUCUCUGUGACUCACCACUUGAGAUGGAGACGCCUCCGGAUGGACCAGCGGCGGGCUACGGUUCCUUCCACCAACAGUACUGGCUGGAUGGCCGCAUCGUGGCAGUGGGAGUAGUGGACAUCCUGCCCACCUGCGUGUCCUCUGUCUACCUGUACUACCACCCCGACUUCGCCUCUCUGUCGCUGGGCUCCUACUCUGCACUCAGGGAGGUUGCCUUCACCAGGCAGCUGCAGAAACAGUCCCCCAAGCUGUGCUUCUACUACCUGGGCUUCUACAUCCACUCCUGCAACAAGAUGCGAUACAAGGGGCAGUACCAGCCUUCAGACCUCCUGUGCCCAGAGACAUAUGUCUUUGUGCCCAUAGAAUGCUGCAUCCCCAGCCUGGAGCAGACCCACUACGCACGCUUCAACCAGGACCCCGACGCAGGUGACACACACGUACUGAAGGACCUGGGUCGUGCUCUGGUGCUGUACAGACGGACGGUCAUGCCCUACGCCGCCUACGCCCGCAAACGCAAGUGCUCCAACGACGAGAUGGAGGUGGCGCAGUACGCUGGCCUGGUGGGCCAGGUCUGUGCUGAGAGGAUCCUGCUAUACCGGGCGUAACCCACUGGGGGCGCCACCGCCACCCUGCACCUUGAUCCGCUCGUGUCUCUGUCUGUCCCGCUGUCUUUGUAAGUGCUUUCCACUGCUUCACUCUACAAUAGCCUCACCAAGUUUAGCUCUACUACACAUAGGCCGAACCAACACAUUCAAGUAUGUACCUGCUUUCAGGAAGAAUUCACACCCCUUCACUUUUUUUCACAUUCUGUUGUGUUACAGCCUGUAUUUUAAAUGGAUUAAAUUGAGAUUGUGUCACUGGCCUAAACAUAAUACCCCAGAAUGGAAUUAUGUUUUAAUAAAUGUUUAGAAAUUAAUUAAAAAUGAA
This is a messenger RNA of Oncorhynchus mykiss (rainbow trout), 1991 nucleotides long. It is a transcript of the gene ate1, whose product is annotated as arginyltransferase 1. Gene Ontology annotation, molecular function: arginyl-tRNA--protein transferase activity. Gene Ontology annotation, cellular component: cytoplasm. NCBI's taxonomy places the organism in Eukaryota, Metazoa, Chordata, Actinopteri, Salmoniformes, Salmonidae. Gene Ontology annotation, biological process: protein arginylation. The record is from RefSeq and is a predicted model, not a curated record.